This is a messenger RNA of Urocitellus parryii (Arctic ground squirrel), 2575 nucleotides long. It is a transcript of the gene Map4k1, whose product is annotated as mitogen-activated protein kinase kinase kinase kinase 1. Gene Ontology annotation, molecular function: MAP kinase kinase kinase kinase activity; ATP binding. NCBI's taxonomy places the organism in Eukaryota, Metazoa, Chordata, Mammalia, Rodentia, Sciuridae. Gene Ontology annotation, cellular component: cytoplasm. Gene Ontology annotation, biological process: protein phosphorylation; intracellular signal transduction. The record is from RefSeq and is a predicted model, not a curated record.
GCAGGCCUAGCUCAGGCCUCCAGGGAUGGAGCUCGUGGACCCCGACAUCUUUAACAGGGAUCCCCGGGACCAUUAUGACCUGCUGCAACGGMUGGGUGGCGGCACCUAUGGGGAAGUCUUCAAGGCUCGAGACAAGGUGUCCGGAGACCUGGUAGCACUGAAGAUGGUGAAGAUGGAGCCUGAUGAUGAUGUGUCCACCCUUCAGAAGGAAAUCCUCAUGUUGAAAACUUGCCGGCAUGCCAACAUCGUGGCCUACCAUGGCAGUUACCUCUGGUUGCAGAAGCUCUGGAUCUGCAUGGAAUUCUGUGGGGCUGGCUCUCUCCAGGACAUCUACCAAGUGACUGGCUCCCUCUCAGAGCUCCAGAUCAGCUAUGUCUGCAGGGAAGUGCUCCAGGGGCUGGCCUACCUGCACUCACAGAAGAAGAUACACCGGGACAUCAAGGGAGCCAAUAUCCUCAUCAACGAUGCUGGGGAGGUCCGACUGGCUGACUUUGGGAUCUCGGCCCAGAUUGGGGCGACGCUGGCUAGACGCCUGUCUUUCAUUGGGACACCUUACUGGAUGGCUCCAGAAGUAGCUGCUGUGGCCCUGAAGGGAGGGUACAAUGAGCUGUGUGACAUCUGGUCCUUGGGGAUCACGGCCAUUGAACUGGCUGAGCUGCAGCCACCACUUUUUGAUGUUCAUCCUCUCAGAGUUCUCUUCCUCAUGACCAAGAGUGGCUACCAGCCUCCCCGGCUAAAGGAAAAGAGCAAAUGGUCAGCUGCCUUCCACAACUUUGUCAAAGUCACACUCACCAAGAGCCCCAAGAAGCGACCUGGAGCCACCAAGAUGCUCAGUCACCAGCUGGUGUCCCAGCCCGGGCUGAGUAGGGGCCUGAUCCUAGAUCUUCUGGACAAAAUGAGGAAUCCCGGAAAGGGGCUCCCCAUUGCUGAGACUGAAGAUGAGGAUCCCGAGCCACCCCCUGCCAUCCCUCGGCGUAUCAGGUCCACCCACCAGUCCAGCUCUCUGGGGAUCCCAGACGCAGAUUGCUAUCGGAGGCACAUGGAGUUCAGGAAGCUCCGAGGAGUGGAGCCCAGACCCCCAGCUGACAGCACUGCUCGCCUGCAGCCACCCGCAGACUUCAGGAGCAGCAGUCCCAGGAGCCACCUGUCAGAGUCUGAUGAUGAUUACGACGAUGUGGACAUCCCCCCCUCUGCAGAGGACACUCCCCCGCCACUGCCCCCCAAGCCCAAGUUCCGUUCUCCAUCAGAUGAAGGUCCUGGGGGAAUGGGGGAUGAGGGGCAGCUGAGCCCAGGGGUGCUGGUCCGGUGUGCCAGUGGACCCCCCCCACGCACCCCCCAUCUUGGUCCUCCCCCAGCCACCCGCAGCCCCCACCUCACUGCCCAUUCAGAGCCCUCACUCUGGAACCCAGCUUCCCGGGAGCCUGACCAGCCCCCACUGCUGCCCCCUAAAAAGGAAAAGAUGAAGAGAAAGGGAUGUGCCCUUCUCGUAAAGCUGUUCAAUGGCUGUCCCCUCCGGAUCCACAGCACAGCAGCCUGGACACACCCCUCCACCAAGGACCAGCACUUGCUCCUCGGGGCUGAAGAAGGCAUUUUCAUCUUGAACCGGAAUGAUCAGGAGGCUACGCUGGAGAUGCUCUUUCCUAGCCGGACCACCUGGUUAUACUCCAUCAACAAUGUCCUCAUGUCCCUCUCAGGAAAGACCCCCCACCUGUAUUCUCAUAGCAUCCUGGGCCUUUUGGAACGGAAAGAGACCAGAGCAGGAAGCCCCAUCGCUCACAUUAGCCCCCACCGGCUAUUGGGAAGGAGAAACAUGGUCUCCACCAAGAUCCAGGACACCAAGGGCUGCCGGGCGUGCUGUGUGGCCGAGGGUGCGAGCUCCGGGGGCCCAUUCCUGUGCGGGGCGCUGGAGACCUCCGUGGUCCUGCUCCAGUGGUACCAGCCCAUGAACAAGUUCCUGCUGGUCCGGCAGGUGCUGUUUCCACUGCCCACGCCUCUGCCAGUGUUCGCGCUGCUGACCUCGCCAGGCUCCGACCUGCCGGCCGUGUGCAUCGGCGUGAGCCCGGGCCGGCUGGCGAAGUCAGUGCUCUUCCACACCGUACGCUUCGGUGCACUGUCCUGCUGGCUGGGCGAGAUGAGCACCGAGCACAAGGGAGCAGUGCAGGUGACCCAAGUAAAGGAAGACAUGGUGAUGGUGUUGAUGGAUGGCUCCCUGAAGCUGGUGACACCAGAGGGGGCCCCAGUCCCGGGACUUCGCACAUCUGAGAUCCCCAUGACGGAACCGGUGGAGGCCGUGGCAAUGGUCGGGGGCARGCUGCAGGCCUUCUGGAAGCACGGAGUCCAGGUGUGGGCUCCAGGUUCCGACCAGCUGCUGCAGGAGCUGAGAGACCCAACCCUCACCUUCCGUCUGCUUGGCUCCCCCAGGCCUGUGGUGGUGGAGACGAGACCAGCGGACAACCCCACUGCCCCCAGCAACCUCUACAUCCAGGAAUGACCCUACAGGGUCUUUUAGGAACGGGUCCCUGCGUCCACCUCUCCAAAGUACACACUAGUGGUCAUGUCAUAGCCUCGUUUUCUA